AUCAGUUCCAAAUUCAAUUUUGCAACUUAUGAAGAGCACUUUCAGAUACUCGACUUUUCUCCAGUAAGGUAUGGACGUCUCAGAAAGAGAUUGAACAUUGGAAAGUCCGUGUGGAAGUCGUGCCUUGGGUUAGGCGCCAAGUAUCGUCAUUUUAAUGGCUCUCCGUCCAAUUUCCAGGCGAGUGUCGUCUAUAGUGAGGUUGCUACCUCGAUGUUCGUCUUCAACGAGUCCCACUGUUGCCGGUGGAAUAAAAGACAGAAUGCUUAAAUUUAUUACCAACAACCAUAAUCUUUUCGAUACAGAUUCUGGAGAUUUGAAUGUCCCUGUGGAAAGUAAGCUGUCGUGGUUGCAAAAGGAUCUUAUCAUGGAGAUUUCAGAAGUAGAACCGGACACAGGUCGUGGAGAAAUCAAGUCCAGUACUAAAGAAAAUCCUAAUCUCGUUGGUAGUUCUAGAGUCAGAGCUAUUCAGCGAUGUCACUGUAGUCCUCACGACCAUCAUCUUAAAUGUUUGGUUUUGUAUCGUAAUCUCCCUGCACGUUGCUUUUGCGGUCACUGGUUCCUUCUCGUUGAUGGACAACGCUAUGAGGAGGAGCGAGAGAAAAAGUGGAAUGAAAUUAAAGAUGAACCAGAAAAUGCUGAUCUGCUUAAACGAUUCGAUAUCUUGGAGAAAGAAUUAAACAUCCUUUUAGCAGAAGGAAAAUCUAUGACACCAAAGUCUCCGGGUGCGGCUGAAAUGAUGGACAACAUGGCUCUGAAAUGGAAGGAAAUGAAAGAAGUGUAUGCUAACAUACGCAAAAACAUGCUGCUUGACUAAAACAAAUAGGUUUUCUGUAUUUCAGAGUGAAUAAGUUUUAGACGGUUUAGCAUUAGCCAACAGUUUCAAAUAGUCUUGUUAUUGAAAUCAGCAAAAAUUAAAAUUUCUCUUUACUGUGUACAU
Schistosoma bovis is the source of this 937-nucleotide messenger RNA. The record is from the annotation of a GenBank genome assembly. NCBI's taxonomy places the organism in Eukaryota, Metazoa, Platyhelminthes, Trematoda, Strigeidida, Schistosomatidae.